Messenger RNA from Mauremys mutica (yellowpond turtle), 2577 nucleotides. It is a transcript of the gene EPHX3, whose product is annotated as epoxide hydrolase 3. The transcript is spliced from 8 exons. The coding region runs from base 1133 to 2242 and encodes 369 amino acids. Lineage: Eukaryota; Metazoa; Chordata; Testudines; Geoemydidae. The record is from RefSeq and is a predicted model, not a curated record. Gene Ontology annotation, molecular function: hydrolase activity.
UGGAGCUGCAGUUGCUUUGGGAGGCUGGGUCAUGGUGGAGAGUGGGUCACUGGCAGCCCCUUUCCAGUUUCUGGAGACUGCACCGACCCCUGGAGUUCAAGGCUGCAGCUGGGACCCAGCUGCCUGGGGAGGCUGUCCCCAGCCACAAGCCUGUGUAGCCCAUGAAGAGGUGUUCCCUGGUUGGAGUGCCAUCUCCCCCAGCUGCACCCAUGUCCUGCUAGUGUCACCACAGCCUUGUCUGGGCUGCACCUGAUUCAGGCCUUGGCUCUGGAGGCAGCAAGCUGGGUGACCCUGCUGGACAGAGUGCACUGUGUCCCCAGGAGCCUCAUGGCUGGAUCAGACUGACUGUCCCCCUGCCCUGCCCUGCCCCCUGGAGUAUCUUGCAGAGAAGGGACCAGGUGAUAGGGUUGCCUGCCCUAGCAGGGCCUGGACUUGUUGCCCCAAGAGGUCCCUUCUGGCUCUACGUCCUGUGACCCCAACUGGAUUCCAUGAAUCAUUGUGGCUGCCCCGGCCGAGUCUCACUGGGGGUAGAGCCUCUGCCUCAGGCCUGAGCCCUGACCUGAGCUGGGGGGAUCGUGCUCUGUAGGGCCAGCCACAGAGUGGGCUUUCAGAUGAACGGGCCCAUCCCCAGUUGUCGGUGAGCUCAUGGGUUCAGCUCUUGAUGCAACUCCUGGUCAUGGCUGGACAGACAUGGCCCUGGGACGUGACACUGUGUGUGAUCUCUUCCUCCUGGACCUGGAUAUGAUGGGCAGAGGGGGCAGAUGUGAGGGAGGUCACACACACCCCAAUGGAGGAGGAGCUGGGGGUCGAGGCGGGCAUGGAUGGUGCUGUACAGUGAGCCAAGUCCUGCCCAGAGGAGCUGGUGCUAUCCAGUGCUGUACACUAUGCAGUCUCGUGCCAUGACCCCUGUGACCUGGGUGGGGCAGUGGUGCGGCACUCAGUGCAGGUGCCAUGAAAUCGAGUGGGUGAAGGAGAUUAAAGGGUGUGAGGCAAGGAAUAGUGGAAGUGGGAGGGGCCUGGAGCUGGAUUGUAAUUGUGCAGAGCCUGGAAAGCAGGCUGGACGCAGAAGAAGCUGGUCUGCAGCCAGGGUUAGAUUGGACUGGAGCAGAGCUGAGUCCUGGGCCCGAAGGAGAUGGCGCUCUCCCUCUACCACCUGCUGCUGGUCCCCACCCGCCUGCUGCUGAAGCUCUCCAAGCUCUUAGACUGGCUGGCUGUGCGUAGUGCCUCCUACCUGGCGGCGGCUGCCUACUGCCUGUGGGUGCCGUGGUUGGUGCUGACCCAGGCGCUGUGUCGAGCCUUCCGCUGGAGGGUGCGAGAGACGCCACCACCGUGCCUUACCAAUGCCUCCUAUGGGGAGCACCGCUACCUGCAGCUUAAGAGCUCAGGGCUGCGUUUGCACUAUGUCACAGCUGGCCAGGAGGAGGCGCAGCUCAUGCUGUGUCUGCACGGAUUCCCCCAGAACUGGUUUGCCUGGCGCUACCAGCUGCAGGAGUUCAAGAGGCAGUUCCGGGUGGUGGCGCUGGACCUGCGGGGCUAUGGGGGUUCAGACGCCCCGUGCGGGAAGCAGCAUUACCAGAUGGAGGCCCUGCUGGAGGACGUGCAUGGUGUCAUCCAAGUGCUGGGCACCAAGGACCAGAAGGGCUUUACCAAGUGUAUCUUGGUGGGGCAUGACUGGGGUGGCGCCAUUGCGUGGGAGUUCGCCGUGAAUCACCCCGACAUGGUGGAGAAGCUCAUUAUCAUGAAUGCCAUCCACUCGUCCAUUCUUAAAGAGUACAUAGCCUGCCACCCCUGCCAGCUGCUGCGCUCCAGCUACAUAUUCAUGUUCCAGCUGCAGAGGCUGCCUGAGCUGCUCUUGUCUUUGGGUGACUUCCAGGUGUUGAAGGACACUUUGGCAGGCAGGAAGGGUGGAAUCCAGAACCCCGAGCGGCGCCUGACGGCACAGGAGCUGGAGGCCUACAUAUUCGGCUUCUCCAAGCCCGGAGCACUGACACCACCCCUCAAUUACUACAGGAACAUAUUCAGCAGGAGCCCUAUGCAGUGCAAGGACAUGCUGGUGCCCAUGCUGGUGAUCUGGGGGGAGAAGGACGUGUACCUGGAGGCUGGGAUGAUCCCCCUCCUGGAGCAGUAUGCGCGCAAGCGCUGCCGCGUGGAGCACAUCCCUGAGGCCAGCCACUUCGUCAGCGAGGACCAGCCCGACAAGGUCAAUCAGCUGAUCUGGAGCUUCCUGCGGGAGAGUGACUGAGCGGGUCUGGUGCCAUGCCUGGGCCCCAUUUACUGGCUUGGGUGUGGCAGGGCAGGGACCUGAUCCUGGCAAACCAGCCCUGGACCCUCCACUGGGCCAAGUGCCCCCACGCCCCUGCACAAAUUGGUCUUGUGCAGCUGGAGAGCAGCAGCUGCUGGCCGGGAGCCCAGCUCUGAAGGCAGAGCUGCCGUUAGCAGUAGCACAGAAAGAUGGUAUGGUAUGGUAUUGCCACCCUUACUUCUGUGCUGCUCCCUGCAGAGCUGCGACCUCAGUCAGCAGCUGCCACUCUCCAGCUGCCCAGCUCUAAAGGCAGCAGCACAGAAGUAAUGGUGGCA